Exophiala xenobiotica is the source of this 3344-nucleotide messenger RNA. RefSeq lists its product as uncharacterized. The transcript has a single exon. Gene Ontology annotation, cellular component: plasma membrane. Bases 293 to 2896 code for a protein of 867 amino acids. The record is from RefSeq and is a predicted model, not a curated record. NCBI's taxonomy places the organism in Eukaryota, Fungi, Ascomycota, Eurotiomycetes, Chaetothyriales, Herpotrichiellaceae. Gene Ontology annotation, biological process: intracellular potassium ion homeostasis; potassium ion import across plasma membrane. Gene Ontology annotation, molecular function: high-affinity potassium ion transmembrane transporter activity.
UUUUAUUACACUGCACAACUGCGACCGCCCAUUCAUCCUCCAAAGUUCUUGAUUCUCAUUCAACGCCACAUCUCGACUUCGUUUGUUCCAUUGUCGGCACGUAGCCAUGCCAUCCAUCCCUAAACAUCUGUCAGGCAUUCGAGCCAUUCAUCUGUUUUCUGACACUUGACCAUGAUCCUGUCGACCCGUCUAUCCUAGAUCCGAGUGAUCCACAGGUCACAUCCUGACCAGUCCAUCUGAUCCGAGCUCGAAAGACCUCUCUUACCUUUCAAGACCGAGUACCGUCGAAAAGAUGGCCCCUCAAUGGGUGCCUCAAUGGGUGUUAUCCUUCUGGGGGUUCUGCAAACGCAACAUCAUCCCAGAUGUCUUCAUCAAGAGGAGGCUGAAUUUUAUCACUGUGCAUUAUCUAUACUUGAUUGGAAUGGCACUUCUGGUGUCGGUCCUCAUCUUUGUGCAGGGUGGUAUGGCAUACAUUGACGCUUUGUUUUUCGCCUCUGGCGCCUGUACACAAAGUGGACUCAACACCAUCGAUGUGAACCUCAUCCAUAGCGGUCAACAGGCCAUGCUAUAUACGGCGGCCAUGUUCUGCAAUCCCAUCGUCAUCCACUCGGCCGUGGUCUUUGCCCGACUUUAUUGGUUUGAGAAGAGAUUCAAAGAUGUUGUCCGAAAUUCCAAUCUUCUGCGCCGGACGAAGUCACGGACAAGAACAAAUACUUACGUCAAGGAGGACCCUGAGGCAGGCAGGGACGGUUCAGGCGUGAGAGGGCAGGCUAUUCAAGUUCUGCGCAAUACCGGCCACAGUGAUAGUCUUCCUGUGGUUGAAAAAUCGGAGGGUGAUAAUGAAGCCAACGGAAAGGUUAUUGACUCCUCGAAUAGCUCUAAGAAGGAUAGUGACGACGUGGGAGGACCGCCCCAGGACAAUGACUUGCAUCUGCGGCACACACGGUCGACAGACGAUGUUCGCCUUCCUCAGCAUUUCAGCCCUGAACAACAUAUCAGAUUCCUCGAGAAUCAGCGCAAUCCCAGAGACACGACUGCGCUCAGAAUCCCAAGUCCGAGAGAGUUUGAACUUGGAGGUCGACCGGAAAAUGUGAGCGACGGUAUCGACAACAAGUUACAGCGUCAGGUUACGAGCGAUCCGGAUCUACCGAGGGCAGCCCAGAAAUCUAACAACGAACUUGACAUUAGUGUCGAAGGUGGAGGGCCCACACACAUUACAAUCAACGAACCACGUUUUAUUCGAGAGCGUGCAGACAGAAGUACCACAUUUCCAAGGCUCAACACUCGACAGUCUACCCAGCCACAGGAAACGUAUGACCCGUCUGCACCUGCAUCGAACCUUAAGAGGGGGAGAUCCAUGACGUUCCGCUCACUCCAACGCAGCAACACAGCUCGGACCAUGGAGCCAGCACCAUAUUUAAGCUGGGAGCCAACUAUUGGAAGGAAUUCCUUCUUCAUCGGAUUGACAGAAGAGCAAAGAGAAGAGCUGGGUGGCAUCGAGUAUCGUGCCUUGAAGACACUGGCUUUGAUACUCGUCGGCUACUUUCUUGCCUUUCAUUUGCUCGGUAUCAUUUGCAUUGUCCCGUGGAUCCUGCAUACAUCCAGGUACGGACGUAAGGUGACCGAGCAGGGACAAGGCCGGGUUUGGUGGGGAUUUUUUACCGCAGCAUCGGCCUUCAAUGAUCUGGGGUUCACGCUCACCAACAACUCCAUGAUAUCCUUUGGCGGCGCCAUUUUCCUGCUGCUCCUGAUGACUUUUUUGAUUGUUAUUGGCAAUACGGGGUUCCCAUGCAUGCUGCGGUUUGUCAUCUGGGUGUUUUCCAAAUGUGUGCCCUACGGUGGGCCUCUAUGGGAUGAACUUCAAUUCCUCCUCGAUCACCCUCGUCGGUGCUUCACGCUGCUUUUUCCUCGAAACGCAACUUGGUGGCUGUUCGCCAUUUUGGUCAUUCUAAAUGGCGUCGACCUCAUCUUCUUCAUCAUUCUUGACCUCAAUGACCCUGUUAUCGAACAGAUUCCAGCUGGCAUACGUCUGGUUGAUGGGUUGUUUCAAGCGUCGUCCACCCGCACGGCCGGCUUCUCUGUGGUCAACCUCGCCGAACUCCAUCCUGCAAUCCAGGUCAGCUACCUCAUCAUGAUGUAUAUCUCAGUUUUUCCCAUCGCCAUAUCGAUGCGUCGGACCAACGUGUACGAGGAGAAAAGCUUGGGAAUUUACGACCCCGGCGAUGAAGAUGAGGAGGGCAAGGAGCCCAGCUAUGUCGGAGCCCACUUGCGAAAGCAGCUUUCCUUUGACUUGUGGUACAUUUUCCUGGGCUUGUUCAUUAUCGCCAUUGUUGAAGGUGGGCGUUUGCAAAACACCAAUGAGUAUGCCUUCACGUUAUUUGCGGUCCUCUUUGAGAUUGUCUCGGCAUAUGGAACUGUUGGCUUGUCUAUGGGCUAUCCCACCAUAAAUGCCUCCUUUUCUGCCGAGUUCCAUACAUUGUCCAAACUGGUCAUUAUCGCCAUGCAGAUUCGUGGACGGCACCGUGGUCUUCCAUACGAGUUGGAUCGAGCUGUCAUGCUCCCAUCAGAAUCUCUGCAGGCGAAAGAAGCGAAAGAAGCCGAACGCGUGCUGCGACGAAGAAGAUCAUCUCUUGGAGCCAUGUCUACGACGUCAGCUGUGGACGGCAAUAUGGAAGGACGGCGGUUCCGUCCCGAAACCGGACUUUCCACCGCUUUGCAUCUGGGGCAUCGCGAUGGUCACGGGCCGCGGCCGCGAGGCAAUACCAAUGCAACUGGUGGAAGUGAUCAGGAUGGACAUUUGCCCAGCGUUCGACGCGGUGUGGGCAUGGCGUUGUUCAAACUCGCCAAUGAAGUAGACUCGAUCAAGGAGGAGGUCCCGGGCCAUGAUCGGUCGUGAGAAAGAACUAUGAUCGCAUCUUGUUAAUGAUGAUUUUCGGCAUACUGAGAAGAAUUCGAGCGAAGGCGCAGGAGGUUUGUUUUUUCCAUGUCCUGCGAAAGACACAUCAUUUUGGUGGAAAAGGAACCUGUACAUGAAGUCAUGAUCGGACCAGGCCUGUGGUGUCAAUGCAGGUGUAAGUCAAUGAUAUAGAUUGAUGAUUCUGUACGGAGUACUACACUUCAAGCUGACCUGGUAUGCUGGCUGUGUGUACGGAGUAGGUGUGUCACCUAGUGUGUGUACUUCGUACGGGAUACUGUGUAAGAUAUUUGGAAGCUGCUGCGCCUCACACCGGACAAGAGAAGGCCGCCCCCUGACGGAAGUUGCAGAGGGCCACGAGGGCAUACUGUACUCCGCACGGGCACUCUUGCAUCAUUCGACGUCUUUGCAGCUGAUGUUUCAUUCCAAG